Messenger RNA from Anas platyrhynchos (mallard), 5135 nucleotides. RefSeq names its product serpin B4. Gene Ontology annotation, biological process: negative regulation of endopeptidase activity. The record is from RefSeq and is a predicted model, not a curated record. Lineage: Eukaryota; Metazoa; Chordata; Aves; Anseriformes; Anatidae. Gene Ontology annotation, molecular function: serine-type endopeptidase inhibitor activity.
CACUGGGAGUGGCACUGGCUUUAUAUUCCAUUGCUCUAGCAACCCUGACAUCAAGCCUUACAGUCAAAUUGACACCAUCACUCCUGAGGAGAAGGUGUGUUUCUACAGAAGAUUAAAACCAAACCAUUUCUCACUUUUUCUGCAUGACCCAGGCAUUGACAACAUCACGAUGGGCUCGCUUUGUGCAGCCAAUGCCAAGUUCUGUCUGGACUUUUUCAAAGAGCUGAGCAAAAUAAAAAGAAAUGAAAACAUCUUUUUCUCACCACUGAGUCUCUCAGCUGCCUUUGGAAUGGUUCUCCUUGGUGCCAGGGGCAACACACUCAAACAGAUAGAGAAGGUAUUUCAUUUUGGUGAAGUUUUGAGUGAUACAACCCAGAGAACCAGAUAUCCUUCUGAGAAGGUACAGCUCUGCACCAGGAAGUGCAAACCUACUAAGAAACUUACAUUUUCCUGUUUGAAGUGUGAAGAAGCUGGAGGAGUCCAUUCCCAGUUCCAGGCACUGCUAGCAGCAGUCGGUGAACCCAGCCCAGGCUGCUUUCUCACCACUGCCAACAGGCUCUUUGGAGAAAUCACUUACCCGUUCUUCCAGCAAUAUUUGGAUUCCACAAAGAAGUUCUAUAGAGCAGAGCUGGAAGCAGUUGAUUUUAAAUAUACUAAGGAAGAAGCCAGAGAGAAAAUCAACUUCUGGGUGGAAAAUGAGACAAAAGGUAAAAUCAAAGACCUAUUUGCUGCUGGUUCUAUUGAUCCCUCCACUGUACUUGUGCUGGUCAAUGCCAUAUAUUUUAAAGGAAAGUGGGCAGUAGAAUUUAAGAAGGAAGAUACCAAGGAAACAUAUUUCAGACUGAACAAGAAUGAGAGAAAGACAGUGCAGAUGAUGUUUCGGGAAGGUUAUUUUAAGCUGGCCAUCGUAGAGGAACCAAAAAUUAAAGUGAUAGAGCUCCCUUACUUGAAUAAUGAACUAAGCAUGCUUAUUCUUCUUCCUGAAGUUGUGCAUGAAGACUUUACUGGCCUAGAACAGCUUGAAAACACCCUCACAUAUGAAAAACUAGCAGAAUGGACCAGCUUGGAUAAGAUGCAACAGCUGACAGUGAAGGUAUACCUGCCCCAGUUCAAGAUGGACGAGAGUUACGUUCUCAACAAAACUCUCCAGAAGAUGGGAGUGAUGAAUGUUUUUGACUGGGGAAAAGCAGAUUUAUCAGGAAUCUCUAUGAAAGAUGGCCUGGUUAUGUCCAAGGCCAUUCAUAAGUCAUCUGUGGAAGUGAAUGAAGAGGGCACUGAAGCGGUUGCUGCCACACAGAUACUCCUCCCCUUAAAUGAAAGUUAUUUUGGAAAUUAGAUCUUUCUCCCCACUGACGUUCCCAUUGGCAAUUACUGAGGACAAAAGAGGACCCAUGCUCACAGAUUUUGUAAGGGAAACAUUGGAGGUCAAAACCUAAGAAGUUUUAACUGAUAGAUUCUUAAUAUCAACUCCAGGUAUGAUUUACUUUUAGGAGGGACUUAAUAAAUCAGAAGGACAAGCUAAAAUAGCCUCUACCUUAAAAAGCAAUCGACAUAUCUUUUCUAUUGUUGAGCUUUCCCCUUCCCUAAUGUAGUAUUCCUACAAUAAAGCCAUGAUUUUAGUGCCCUAAAGACAGGUGAUAGAUUCUCAAGCAUGAAGCAGACAAGAGGAUAGGGAUCUGCAUUAGAAGGAUAUCUGUAUGUAAUUAGGUACUCAAUCUCUUUUGGCUUUACCUACAUGACCUUUGUGUAGAUCUAAAGAAAAAUGCCAUUUUGUAUGGGAGUAGCAAAGUAGCACAAGUUUCUUGUUCUGUUUUAUCCCUCGUUAGAAUAAAAUAAAACUUUUAUGGUGAUGGUAUUUAGGUGGAUAGCCUGUAUUUGUUCUAUUUUUAAUAAUAAAGCCACUGCAAAGUAAUUAUUAAAUGUAGUAGUCUGCAGAACUAAGUGGACAGGUGUAUGUCCUAUUAAAGCAAGUAAAAAUAAUGGCAAUCAUUUCUAAAGUGUCUAAGUAACACUGUAGUCUACCUCCCAUUUUUAAAUAUUCAUUGUUCUGAGUAUGGGCACAGGACAACUCAACAUUAGGACAAGUAAAACCUGAGCCUCACCUCCUAUUUCUCUCUUGUAUUUGAUUUUAUGAAGGAAUUAAGAGUGCAGUUUUAGGACAUGGAUGAGCCAGUCUAAGGCAAUUAAAGGGAUAAUGAUGCUCCCAUUGUCUCCUUCCUUCCAUGUGUUUCUGUUCCUUCCCCUAUGCUGUCAUUAUUACUGGGUGAUGAGCAAUUCACUGGGACCUAAAUCAAGCGGAAAAUUUUUGCUGAAGUAAGCUUGUUGAUGAUGUAGUCCUCUAAACCACCCCUCAGAUGUUGUGGAGUAUGUGGUGGGAAGGCAUAGCUGAGGGAUUGUGGAGAAAAAAGCAGCCCAUCCAAUUUGGCAUCACAUAAUAUCCAGAAUCCACAGACCCAUAAAGAAUAUAUAUUUUUUAAGAAAAAAAUUUUCAACCCUCUGAUGACUCGCCCUGCUUUUCCUCUUACUCUUUUUUUGGGAAGAAAGUAACUACUGGGAACAUACUAGUGUUAUUUCAGAACUGCAGAUUGAAAAGCUUUCCCAAAUGCUGAGAUAUGCAUGAAAAACUGUAAAUUACAGAACCAUGCACUUUUAAAAUUGCUAAAUAAAGCAGGCUCAUGAGGUGUCUUGCAAUUUCAAUAUGAAAUACCAUCUGUUACAGUAAAGUUACUGGCAGAGACAGAAUUUUCAUAUUAAUUAGCUAGUAAAAGAUGAGAAUGCCAAAUACAAGCUGUGGAUUCUUCUGAUGAAGAGAGUAUGUGAAAAAUAGCCAUGUGUGUUUUUCAGCAACUACCGUAGGUAUUUAAUAUAUAUCUGGUUUGACUCAAACAUGUAUUACUUAUGCUAAAAAAAAAAAAAAGUGAAAAAGUGCCAGCCUAUAUAUACUAGUUUGUAUAACCAGAGCUAUUUUAUUUCAGAUAAAACUUCAAAGAAAACAAAAUUUAUGGCAUGUACGAUGAGGGCAAGUGCUGUAAAAUAUUAUUUUGAAGAACAUGAGUCUCACAACAGGAAAAGGAAUUCUGUCUGUGCACAAAAGAGAAGUAUGACUGAAACAAUGGUUGCCACUCUACUACAGCAGAAGUAAUCACUUAUGAUCUUUGCAUUUUUUAAACCUUCUCCAGGUGUAUCUAGAUAAUCUUAAAACCAGGAACAAAACACAAUAUAAAGAAAAAUUAUAUUUUUCUCUUCACAUAAUCUUUUUUUUUUUUUUUCUAGUUGCCUUCUUAAUUUAAGAAGAAUAACAAAGCAUUGAAACAAUGUGAAACUGUUUUACUCUUGGCUUUAUUACAUCAAAAUGAGCUGUUUCUAGAGCCAGCCAGCUAUGAAGGGGCAUAACGGACUGGUAGAUGUGCUUGGCCUCCUCUUGCCUCAUGUUCCUGUGCAAACACAAUACACAUUGACAUACCAGCUACUAUGAGCUCUGAAGGGCAGCUUAGACAUUAAUUUUACCCUAGGCCAGACACACUGACUAUCUGAGAGGUUUAGUACAAGGGGCUGGUUGACUUCAAAGUUCUAGCACCAAUACCAGCUGCCUCUGACCGUGUGUGCGCAACAGAGAGCUGAUCAUCUUCAUCACAACAAAUACCAUGACAGAGUAAAAAGCAUCUGAAAUCCUGUAUAUGGGGCUGUUCUGGCCACAUCUUGGUUCAUUAAAGGCCACCGAGAGAUGCCAGAAUAGCCUCUGCUAAGUGUGACACAGAUGACCAAGAUAUGGCACGAACAAUUCCAAAGCAUAAGCAAACAUUACUCUCAAGUCCAUCACAGUAUCUGCUGAGCAACCACAGGAAAUGAAAUGUGAAAAUCUGAAUGGUUGGAAAGGGCUGCUUUUACUGCUGCUUAAUAUCUCCUUGAUUAAGCCAACAUUGGAAAAGAAAGGCAAACCCCAUGAAAUGGUUUAGGAGCAGCUCCACAAUGGACUGCCUGACAGUGGAAAGGGCAUCAGAGUCCUUGCUGACGUCUUUCCUGGGACAAAAACAGAUCUGGAACGGAGUUUAACAUGUUUGUCUUACUUACACUCAUAGCUUUUCCAUUUCAGGAGGCACCUCUGACUUCCCCUGGCCCAAUGCCCUGUUUAAAGUUACAAAAAAGCACUUGUCCACUGGUGACUGCACAUGGAUAGCCCAUUCUGGUCAAAAUUUUUGGCUACUCACAGGCUGCUUCUACAACCAGUUUUGCACUAACAUUCAGUGUAGAAAAAAUGCAAAACAAAUCCAAGCCUGCAUAAUGGCAGACUAAGGUAUUCUGUCCCGCCUGUGACCACUUGUAGAACCAAACUUCAUCUUCGUCAUCCUCUCAUUUACUUUGGGUGUUUUAAGCUAUCUUGCCUGCCUUGAUGAAAUAGUUUUUCACAUGAAGAAACCUAGUGUCAUUCACAAACAGGGAAAUGGUACGUUAUCAGAUGCUCAUCCUAGCUGUGUGCAAAAUUGUUGUAGUGAUUGUUCUGUUGCAGAGGUAGAGUUUGCAAAAACUUGUGCCCUCAGGCAGGAAAAGUUUGACAGAAUAAAGUUAAAUCCAUAGAAUACAGACCAUUGAACAAGAUGGGAGGAAAGCUGCUUACUCUCUGUAGAUUUUCCCAUCCCAUGAUUGCUAUAACAUCCUCAGAUGAAAAGCUCAUUCUGAGCUCGGAAACUGAAAGCUACCCCAGUUAUCAGGGUCUGCACAAACAUGCCUGAACUCCAGCAAAACAAAACACACCACAAAGGGUAAAGUGACUUCCUUUCCCCUUCACCAGUGGGUGCAACUACCACUGUGUGUUCUCUGCCUUAAUAUGUAAAAAUUUGGGUUUUCUAUUACUCCCUCCCAUGGCUUUUACAGAGGCUGGAUUCAUUUCCUUAGUGCUCAUCGAGUCUAUUUUUCAAUAAAGAGUAAUAGCCUUUUACAAUUGAGUUAUAUUUGAUAUUGUGCAUUAUGAUUGUCUAACAGACCAUGAAUGUACCUUCAGACAGACUCGGUAGUUUAUUUACCUGUCAUAGUUAAAAGGUAGGUAUAGAAGAUAUAUGAGAAUGGCCCAUGCAUGUACAACGGGCCUUGUUUCUGUGACCUGUGGAGAAUGAAAAUUAAAAGCUGACCUCCAAUCA